Messenger RNA from Eriocheir sinensis (Chinese mitten crab), 10868 nucleotides. RefSeq lists its product as uncharacterized. The transcript is spliced from 5 exons. Bases 1 to 648 code for a protein of 215 amino acids. NCBI's taxonomy places the organism in Eukaryota, Metazoa, Arthropoda, Malacostraca, Decapoda, Varunidae. The record is from RefSeq and is a predicted model, not a curated record.
AUGGAUGGCGUGCAAAGGCUUGUGGAUGAGACGGAGGCCACGAUGCUCAAAGACGCGUGCACAUACAGCAGCGAGUGUCAGGCCAACAACGAGUACAGUGUCUGCAACGCCAAGAAGAUCUGCGACUGUGCCCCGGGGUUCGAACUGGACGAGCUACCCGAGAUUGGCUACAACUGCAUCGAGGGCAACAAGAGUGGCGGGGCGGGCAGCGUGGACCCGGCCAUGAUCGGGGUGUUGGCUGGCCUGGCCCUCAUGUUCGUCAUCAUCUGCGUGGUGCUCAGACUCUUCUCCAAGGCGAGAUUCCGCGAGAACCGGUCAAUCUUCAACACGCCGAACCCGCGCCUGAUGAACGCGUCUCUGUUCAAAGACAGUAAGUUGCUGAGCCCUGCCCGCGGGGACCGUCGAGGCUCCCGGGCCAGUGUUCGCGCCCCCUCUAGGGCCGCCUCCGUCACCUCCGUCAACGCCGCCUCACGUUCACCCAAUGGUUCACUUGCCAAAGGCGGUCGUCGAGGGAGCGCCAUGUCCGCUGUCUCCGCCACGGGGUCCAACCACGGCCCCACCUCCCCCGCGCCGGUCCCCAAGAGCCCCAGCCCCUCCCGGGACACCAAGAAGGCAGAGACCACCGUGGCCAUCGAGACCGUGGACUAGGAAGGGAAGGUCUCCGUCAGCGAGGUGUGGUCCGCCGGGCUGCCUCCACCGCCUCCCGGGCCUGCUGGGGUCUGAAUGGCACGUGUGGUCUGUCUGUGGAGAGGCUUUACUGUUUGUUUGAAGUGGAUGUGAAGGGCUGCUGAAAAGUGGCCCAUUUUAGUGUUUAUUUUUUACUGUAUUGGUGUGUGGAGGUGCAUCGCUGCUACUACUAUUACUACUACUACUACUACUACUUCUACUACUACUACUACUAUUGCUACUACUACUACUACAGCGAUCACCACACCACCAAACAUCAACGUACGCAAAUCCAAACCAUGACAACGAGAACACAACUAUAAAACAGAUACAGCGAAGAGGACAAUGGAAGACUAUAAAAAAAAUACAACACACACACACACACACACACACACACACACACACACACACACACACACACACACAGACCACAGAAACCAAACACGUGAUAGGAGAGUAAGUCAACGUGAAACAGAAGGUAAAACUAAACUAAACGAAGCUCAAAUUACGAUGUUGUGACGUCAAACUGUUUCGACUCUCUUGUGUUCCCGUUUUGAUGUCUCGGUGUCGCUAGUGUAAGAUUAGACGUGUGUGGAGAGAGACACGAGGAGAGGAGAGGAGAGAGAGAGAAAGAGGAGAGGGAGAGAGAAGUCCAUACUGUAAGACUAGAGUAAGAGGUGAAGAAAAGAGAGGAGAGAAGAGGAAAUUAGAACAGGGAAGGAGAAGAGGGAAAGAGAAGAGGUAAAGAGCAAAGUGGAAGAGGAAUGCAAAAUUUGACGUGUUUGAAGAGGGUCGUCAAGUGAGGUGAGGAAGAGGAGAGGAAAGAAGAAGAGAAGAGAGAAAGACGACGUGUGUUGAAUGAGACAUUAGUAGGAGGAGAGAGAGGAGAAAAAAAAUGAAAAAGAGAAGAGGGAGAGAUGAUUGGAAGAGAACUGAAAUUCGCACGUAAACAAAUACUGACCAAUGAAGAAGAAGAAGAAGAAGAAGAAGAAGAAGUGGUUGAUGUGAAGUAGUUAGACUGAGGAUAAGUGAAGAGGAAAGGAAGGAGGAGGAGAAGGAAGAAGAAGAGGAGGAAGGAGAAGAGGAGGAGAUGUGUGUUAUGAACUGAUGAAGGAAAAGGCGUUAACAGGAAGCAAAUACAAAUCUUAACAUAGUGAAAAACAUCGUAGGUCGUGCACGGAGAUGAGACAAAGAAGGAGGAGGAGGAGGAGGAAGAGAGACUAACCAAGGAUGUCCGUCUGUGAAGUGAAGCCAUUAUUGCCGUGAACUUAAAGGGGAGGGGAAGUUAUGUCCAAGAGAGUUAUAGAUCAGUUACCACGCCCUUCAACCUCCCGCCCUUGCCUACCCCCUUAUCCCCUCUUCCUCUCUAUUCACUCCCCCUUCACUUUCCCCUUCUCCCCCCUCGUUAUCUUCCCCUUCUCUCUCCCCCCCACCUUCCCAUUCUUAUCCUCCCCUCUUUAUCAUCUCUCUCUUCUUCUCCUUACCUCUCCUCUCCCCAUUCCCUUCUUCUCCCUUCCUCCCCCUUACUUCCUCUUACCCCUCUCUUAAUCUCCCUUCUCUAUCUCCCUCCUCUCUCCCUACCUCUCCUUCAUAUGCUCCUUCUCUCCUUGCCCUCUCCCCACUAAUUCUCCUUCUUCCUCUCUCUCUCUUUAGUAUUAUUCUUUCCUCCGUCUCUCAAGUUCUCCUUCCUUCUCUCUCUUUCUCUCCCUCCCUCCUUCCUUCCUUUAGUAUCCUCCUCCUCCUUUUCCUCCUCCCCUCAUCCCAGUCCUUACUCACUCCCACUCCCUCCAGUUCUCCUUCCUUCCUUUAGUCUCCUCCUCCUCCUCCUCCUCCUCCUCUCUAAAACUUGAUGUAUCCUGUUCGAGUCUGUCGCACAAACACUUCGAAUCCCCUCAAGUGAAGCAGAAGAGUCAGGUUCACUUGGGGUUCGAAACUUUCUCUCUUGGAAACUUGAAACUGAUAGAAGAAAAAAACAAAAAAAGAAACAUUUAGCGCUAGAAUCAACAACCAGCGCUCCUUCAUACGCCACCGAAACUCAACGGAAACUGAAUCACUUAUAUGAAGCAACCCAAUGAACCAGUUUCACUUAUAUUGUUUCGAAGCAGUGAAUGAGCGAGACCGAAGCAGUAUAUUUUUACUUCACGGUCUGGUCUGGUUUGGAAAGUUACGAAAUGGUUCUUCAGUUCACGGUUCAUUAUGUAAAGUGAACCCGAAUCCGAGACUGCUUCGAAACAACUCCCGGAACCUUCUUAGUAAUGCCCCCCCCACCAAGUGUAGUGUAGGAGUCGAGGGGUAUAGAGGGUGGUUCGAACGGUUCACUUGAGGGUUCACGCGCUUGCUUCACUUAUAGUACGCUCAGUCUCGUUAUAUGCGAACUCAAUAUAUGCGAAUUCAGUUUACGCGAAUUCUGGCUAUGCGAAUUCUCCCGAGUUUUGUAUACUAGAGGAAAAAUGUUACCCCAGAAUAAUGAUGAAAAUAACAAGAAGAAUGAGAAUAGGGAGAAUAAAAAUGAAAAUAAUAAUGAGAAUAAAAAUGUAAGGGGAGCGUGUGAGGUUUUACUAGUAAGAUUUUAAAGAUUAGCAAAGUUUUAUUUAAGUUUUCUCCCGAAGUAUAUACGUGGAAAGAAUGAAGGAGAAUCAAGAAAAAGAAUGAUAAAGGAGAAGAAGCAGAAAAAGAAGGAAAAUGAGUAGAAGAAGAAGGACAAUGAGAGGGAGGAGAAGAAGAAGAAGGAGAAUGAAAAGAAGAAAAUGAAGAAUGAUGAAAAAUAAUAAGAAAAAUGAAGAAGAAUUGAAGUAGACGAAAACAUUUAUACUCUGGAAGAAUUUCAAGUAGUACAUUAUUUAACGGUGAAGAAAACGUUAUACCAGAUUACCUUUCUACUUAAAACCCUACUAGUCAUAAUACACGUAAGAAAUGCAUUAGUGCCCCCCUUAGCGUCUUAACUAGAUAUACAGAAAACGCAGACGUAGCUGUUCAUAACUUUUCCUAGUGUUACUAAGGACGAGUCUCGGUCAGUCCGCGCAACACAGCCGGAACACAAACCUGAAGUAGUGAGUAGAGAAUUAGCUCAUCGCCGCCACCACCACCACCACUACCACUACUCUUGCCACUAACUACCAUAGCCUCGGUUUGAUGAUUGGUUGGUUCAAUUUAAGUGUUGGAGACGGUGCUGCGGAUGUGUUAUGUGUGUGUGUGUGUGUGUGUGUGUGUGUGUGUGUGUGUGUGUGUGUGUGUGUGUGUGUGUGUGUGUGUAAAGUGAAGAAUGGUCGGAAAUGAAAAUGGUGAGGCAGAGGAAACUAGAAUCUGAAAAAUGUGAAAAAUGGAAACUGGCGCGAAAAAACAAACGCUGAUAAAACAGAAGUGACCAGGAAGACGAGAAUGAAAAGCAGAACAGGAGAAAAAGAAAAUGAUAACAGGACUCAAAACAAAAUAAGGAGUGGAAACAAACAUGACAGGAAACGUAAAAGUGAAAGUUGUAGUGAGAAAACAAGAGUAACAUGAAAUUGAAAGAAAUGAAAGAAAGAAAAAGGAAAGAAAAUCCAGAUUCUUCAACGUUCGUCACUUGAAGAAUGCAGCAACCAAUGCUUCAGAGUGUUGGCCUCAGUGAGGCUUCGAAGUGCUUGGAACACGAGCAUAUUAGCGUUUGGAAUUUAUGAAAGGAAAAGUGAAUUGUCUUUAGCUCUUACGAAACCUUUGUCCAGAUAUUUUUUGACACUUAUAAACUGUUUAGCUUGCGAGUGUUUCCGCGAUUCACAAAGUCUCACUGUGUGUUGAUGUUCCGAAACACAAACACAACGCGUGGACCUUUCCUUCGUUCUCGAGUGUGGUGGUGUCGCAUUAUCGCUAAAAAGGAAAACUAUAUAUCACUAACAGUAAGAGUGUGCCGGUUUUGACUUUAUAAAGCUAGUGGUAAGACGUAACUGUAAUGUACGGUAAUUUUCAUCCUCUUUUGUCCCUGAAUUUUCUUACGUCACUUUCACGUAAGGAAGAACAACACACUAUGAAUAUACGAUAAUUUCCCUCUCGUUUUGCCUCUUGAACUUUCUUACGAUACUCUAACGUAAGGAAAUACAACACACUAUGAAUAUACGAUAAUUUCUCCUAUUUUGUCCCUGAACUUCCUUACGACACUCCAACAAAGUAAUUUUUCUCCUGUUUUGUCUCUGAAUUUCCUUACGUCAAUUUCACGUCGUAAGGAUGCACAACACACGAUGGACUUUCAACGGCUUUAAGGGCGCCUGUGUUAGCCUUUUAUUAUCCCCUCACACACUCACUCACACACUCUCUCCGUCGCCUUAACGAUAGGACGCCAAAGGACUCUCUAAAGCGAUACACUCCCAGCGGUUUACGAGCGUUGCCUUGCUGCCUCACUCUCCGUUACUCACUCUGAUGGUACAACUCGCUGUCCUCACGUGUGCUCGCAGGCCCCCGUGUGUCCUGCGUAGAUGCCUUCACUCCACACACACUUUGUACACACAGCUGCCGACCCUUCGUUUGUUCGUCCUCUCCACCGGCCGUGUUCCCAGUCUCUCUACGGGUAUGUGGUCCCCGAGCUGAGAAACUAACCAUGGACGGGGCGCUCUGGAAAAUACUCCCAUUGUGAUUCACACUCAAAAUUAUCAUAGAUGACUCCUACCAAACCUAAUCUGACCUAACUUAACCGGACAUAACCUUACAUAACCUUACAUAACCUUACAUAACCCUACCUAACCUUACAUAACCCUACCUAACCCUACCUAACCCUUGCUAACCUUACAUAACCUUACCUUACCUUACCUUACCUAAUCUACCUAACCUUACCUAACCUACCUAACCUUACCUAACCUUACCUUACCUUACCUUACUUUACCUUACCUUACCGAACCUGACCUUAUCUAACCUGACCUAACCGUACCAAGCAUUACCUAACCUUACCUAACUUAAUCUAACCUAAUUUGACCUCACCUGUUCAAGAGUGUGCGCCACGUACCCGUGCAGAGACGGGAACUACGCCCCCCACUAGUGGUGUAGAGUCGUAUUAGUCGUGAUGUAACCAUACCCAACCUUACCUAACCUUACCUAACCAUACCUAACCAUACCUACCCGCCGCUCAACUCAAAAUGUUUAUAUGCAAAGAAGAAGCUGAUUAACACUUUCUCUCUUGCUGUCUAACUUUCUAUCUCUGUAUCUAUCUCUAUCUAUCUGUAACCUUACCUUACCUAACCUAACCAGCCGUUCAACUCAAAAUGUUUAAUAUGCAAAGAAGAAGCUGAUUAACACUUUCUCUUUUGCUGUCUUUCUAUCUAUCUUUCUAUCUUUCUAUCUGUCUAUCUAUCUAUCUAUAUCUCUACCUGUUCCCUUCUUCCUCUGUUGAAACUGGUUUACUCUUUUCUUUCUAUAUCUAUCUAGUUCUAUCUAUCUAUAUAUCUAUUUGUAUUCUCCCUCUCUCUCUCUCUCACAACACUCAAGGCACAUUUUAUUUAUUAAUAUCCUAUGAAAAAAGGCUAUUACUACUACUACUACUACUACUACUACUACUACUACUACUACUACUACUACUACUACUACUACUACUACUACUAUUACUACUACUAUUACUACUACUGCUACGACUACAACUAUGGCAAGAGAUUCUCAGCUCCAUAUUUUUAGACGUAAGGCCGCGCACUGCUAAAUGAUGAUUGUCUUAAGUAAAUAAUAAUGAUAAUAAUAAUAAUGAUAAUAAUCAUAAUACACUUUUCAGCUCCUUUAAUCGUGAGUUCUGCAAGUUAAUAAUACUAAUAAUAUAAUAAUAAUAAUUCCAUCUUAGGAUUCCAUAAUUAUAAUCCUCUAUUUCACUAUACAUACAUAACAUAACAUAAAUAAAUAGCUUUUGUGUAUAUUAUCUAUCAGUGAAAAUUUUUAGGAUACGGAAAGUUUUUUAGAUUUACGAAACCCGAUUUUUUCCAACCAUGGUAUACAGUACUUUAAUUUUCCUGUUUUUCGUGGGGGGGCGUGUGAUCUUACCGCAUCUAUUAUCAAGGGGGGUUUGUCAGCAUUUUGAAAUACUACUACUAAUAAUAAUAGUAAUACCCAUAACUCUAAUACUCGUACCGUGUGAAAAAAAAGCUAAAAACACAUCAUGCAAUUAUUGUGUGUCACCCUGUAAAAAGAUUUAAUAAUAUUGUGGUCGCUUUUUUGGGUUUUCAUCUUUCCGUUUUCUAUUUCCGAGGCCGGCAGUUCCACGCUAGUCUCCCCUCCGCUGAGCCAUGUCCAAGAAAACGUACCGAGGGGGCAGCGCUGAGACGGGCAACGAAGCUAUUUGUGAACGCCUUGCACCUUCCGUUUUGACAUUGAGAGUGACGUUACUGUGAUCACUUGUCGCUUGAGUUUCCAUAUUUCUGUGUGUGCGUGUGCGCGUGUGUGUGUGCGUGCGUGCGUGUCGUGGUGUUCCUUUGUUUUCCUUGCUACCGAGGUGGAGGAGGAGGAGGAGAUUAUACAUUUGAGAUCGAAACACACCCUCACACUCGAGCGCUUUUCGUCAUCUCAAUCCAAGCCAAAACUAACGAAAGGAAAAACAUGAGAAAAACGAGGAAAAUGGAAUAUCAGAAAGGACGCAAACCCAAAUAUUUCCUUUAAACCAACAAACUUAUGCAUGUGUAGUAUGGUUAACGUUCUUUUAAGUCAAUAACCUCUUCGUUGUAAGCCUUUUCGUCCGCCAUUCGCAAAACCGGGGAAGUUUUACGAAUGCGGGCACGAGAGAGGGCAACCCACCCCAUCUAUACGCAAACACAUAUCCCGUUUUCUUUCACGUAUAAGAUCAGUUGAGUCACCCCUUUAGUUACCCGGGGACAAGGGACGCUGGGUACCUGGCAGGGCUUAGUACAUGUCUUCUGGGCGUGUUGUAACCUUACCUGUGUUGUUGAUUAGGAGGAGAAGGAGGAGGACAGGUGAGGCGUGCUAAGUCCUCCCAGGUUACGAGAUGAGGACACACACGCCACCGGGGGAAGAGGUCACGUGUGGGUCCUCCGAGGUCAGGUCGUGCGAGGUCAAGAUAGAAGAGCGGAUGAAUGUGAAGGAGGAAGUUCUGCAUGAUUUGUUUUUGUGAAGGGUUUAAGAGAGGGAAAAGGUUAGUGAAUAAUCGACUAAAAAAAACUGAAAAAAUAAUGUUAUCUUCGAAAUGUUAAAGAAAAUGAUUUAUAAUAGAGUGGAUUGAGUUAGUUGUUUUGUAAAAGGUAGAGAAAAGUAAAUAAAGUGGGGUUUAUUGUUUGUUUCAGAUUGUUGAAUUUAUAGAAUGGAAAAGGAAGUAGAAGAAAGGGAUUUAUACACAGUUUGUUUAAUAUUAUUGAGUAUAUAAAGGAAAGUUAAAGAGCAAGAAAAGGUAUUUAUAUAUUGUUUGUGUCUUGAGUUUAUGGAAAGAAAAGGAAAAUAGAAAAAAAUAACCUAUUAGUAGUUAAGAAUAUUAAGACCGAUAGAAGAGUAGAUGGAUGUGAUAUGAAAAUUGUUGAAGUUAAUGAAAGAGGAAAAGAAGGAAGAAUGUGAAAAAAAUUGUUUAGUGUGACUGAAAUUGUUGAUUAAGAUAAGAAUAGCAAAAAGAGAAUGAGUGUGGGAUAAAAAAAUGUUAGUGGUUAAGUAAGAUUACUGAGACUGAUCAAAAAAGGAAAAUAACAAAAUCAAACGAAUGAGAAAUAGUUGAGAAUUGUUACAAAAAAAUGUUAAAAUUAUUGUUAAGAUCCACGGAAGAGAGAGAGAUAAAGGUUAUAUAUUAUUAAUGCAAAAAUAUAUAGAGAUAGAUGUUGUUAAAGAUAAUAAAAAAAAACAAUCAUUGAUAUUAAAAGGUUUACGAGAGUGAGUGCGUCCGUUUGUUUGUUUGUUAGGUGUUGAGGUUAGGGUAGGUAAGCUCUUCUUGAUGGAAAAAUGACAUUGAAGUAAAAAAAAAAAAUGUAUAUUGAUAGAAGUGUUCCCGAGUCCCCAUCCAUUGUUCUAUUCUGCCCUAAAAACUAUUACUAUCAUGUGCUUACUAUUUACUAUUGUUAUUACUAUUAUUGUGUUGUAAUUUCGAGUCUCGUUGUGUUAUGGAAACGAAGAUUUGAAGAUCAUUUUUUAUUACUAUAUAUUUUUUGUGUGUGUGUUUCUGUAAGUGUUCCAUUGACUCGUGUAGAAUUGUGUUGUGUGUGAAUUCGUGGGUUUGAGAUUAAGAUAAAAGCAAAUAUUUAAUUGUGUGAACUCGACGAAAAAGAAAAGAAAAGGCCCUUCAUGAAUGCUGGAAAAGAAGAUGGAACAAAAAAGGGAUUUAUGCGUGAAACUGUUACUCAAAAAAAGAAGAAAAAGACUAGAUAAUAUAAACUAGGGAAGGAGAAUUAUUGAGUGGAAGGAGAACGAAGAAGGAGGAGGAGGAGGAGUGAAAAAUGAAGUGUAGUGAAUGAAUGAAUUACGAAAAAACAAACAAAAAAAGCUGAAACAUUAAAAAAACACAAACUCAGAACAAAUUAGCAUGAUAAUUAACAAACACCGAAAGAAAAUGAUUAGAAUGAAAGAAACCGAAGGAGGAGGAGGAGGAGGAGUGAAAAAGAUGUGAAAUGAAAGAAUGAAUGACCAAAAAAACAGCCAAAAAACAAUUGAAAGACACCAAAAAGUAUUAGAAAGAAAGAACACGAAGAAAGGAGGAGGAACAAAAAGUGCAGCGGGAAAAAAAAAAUAAUUACCAAAAAACAUACAAACAAACAAACAAAAAAUAAAUAAAAUAAUGAGAGAGCUGAAACACAUUAAUAAAAAAAAUCACAAAAAACAGAUUAGCAAGAUAGAAAAAACACACACACACGUACAGUCACUGAAAAGCCAAAAAACAAACGAAAAGCAAAUUAAGAAAAGACCAAAAACCACAGAAAACCGCUCGAGUGUGACGGGUAACUCCUCCAAAACCCACACCAGGGAAGGAAGACAAAGAAACAGGAAUGAAAAAAAAAAAAAAAAAGAAAUAUGUAUAGAGAAAAAAAAAAUAGAGUGUGGCGCUAUUUUUCUUCUGUCUCACGAUCGUCUUGGUGGUUCUUGCGUUCCGACAAAGCUUUUUUUUAACCUCUUCCUUCUCAUGUACAAACGAUGCACACGACACAUAAGUCACACCUGUAAUUACACAUCUGCACUCUAUACCUGGCCGCCCCGUGACUCACCCGUGACUCACCGUGACUUAGGUGGGACUGACUCUUAGCUCUGAGGUCAUGCGUGCAAGCCCAGUCAGUCAGUCAGUCAGUCAUGUUGUUUCUUACACUUCGCCUGACUCUAAACUGACUCAGGUUAUGUUUGUGAGUCAGUGAGUCAGUCAGUCACUUCGUUUCUUACACUCAGCGUGACUCAGACGUGACUGACUCAAGUUCUGUGGUCGUGUCAGUCAGUGAGUCAGUCAGUCAAAAAGUUUCAGGGUCAUUAGGCAAGGUAUACAUGAUUGUGAAACCCACCCACGUCGUUUCACACAGUCAGCUUCAGGGUAAGAGAAAGGUGUGAGAUUCUGAAACUUCCUCACGCUGUUUCAGGUAGCCAUGCACUCAGUCAGUUUCAGGCCGCGGGAAACUUAUGAGAAGCUGAAACUUUCCCACGGUGUUUCAGUCAUGCAGCCAGUCAGUCAGUUUCAGGGCAUGAGCAGGACACGAGAUUCUGAAACUUUCUCACGCUGUUUCAGUCAUGCAGUCACUCAGUUUCAGGGCAUGAGCAGGACACGAGAUUCUGAAACUUUCUCACGCUGUUUCAGUCAUGCAGUCAGUCACUCAGUUUCAGGGCAUGAGCAGGACACGAGAUUCUGAAACUUUCUCACGCUGUUUCAGUCAGUCACGCAGUCAGUCAGUUUGAGGAUACGGACAAGACAGCACAUUCUGAAACUUGUCCACGCCCAGUCAGUCAGUUAGUCAGUCAGUCAGGCACCCAAGUCAGUUUCAGGCAAGGUACGUGAUUCUGAAACUUUCCCACGCCGUUCCGCCAAGAGUUUCUUGGCGGCAGCGUGCUCGGUCGGUCAAUCGGUCGGUCAGUCGGUCGGUCGGUUGGUCGGGCCGCCACGCGUCUUGACACAACAGCCCUCUCACACACACCACCGCCGCUUCAUCAUCCGCCUUCUCCUAAAUAUUAACAAUCACUAAUACUAAUGUUAACGACGUAAUAUUAACGACACUACUCAUAAUGAUAAUAUUAAUACUAACAAUACUAAUAUUAAUACUAUUACUACUUAUAAUAAUAAUAAAAAAAAUUACCAUUGA